AUGCCCACUGUUCAGGAGACCCCUUUCGACCUGCCGGGCCUAACAUUGCCGCUGGACUUUAAGCCGACGCGUGACGCAGUCGCCCCGUUCUUCGCAAAUGCUUUGGAUAAUGACGAUGUCGACGGGAGUGACGAAGCUGAGAUUUCAACAGUUAUAUCCGUCAGAGAGCUUUAUAUGAUGCGGAUCAUGGAGGCAGUAACCGACAAGCCGAACUGGGAUACUAAGAUCUGGAACAGAGAAAUCAGCGACAAAUGGCGAAGCAAAAUCCUGCAAGGGGACCUGGAUGUUACGGAGGCGAUGAUAGACUAUAUCUUUCGAGAGCUGGAGUGGAAAGCCUCCGAGUAUGCAAAAACGGGAAUCGUCACGGCAUUCGAUCCGGGACUGGCAAAAUCGGAUACGGCUAUUUCGCAGGACCUUCUAGAGGAACUUCGAGCGGCUGUGAAACCGCUCGAAGAUAUUUCUGAUGAAGAGAAGGAUUGCCAUCCUGGCUCAGAUGGGAAGGUUGUUGACUUGGUCCACCCAUCACUCUUUCCCCUCAUUUAUGGCCGAACCCGGGUCCUUCGCGACAAGGUUAUUGGAAUUGACAACUGUCUCAACAGCGUCGGGCAAGGGGCCGUGCUAAAUAUUGAUAAAAACACGGAACCUUCUCGCAUGAACACGAGCCGGCGGAGAUUGCGACGGAUUAACAAGUACAGCCAAAGGUUCCAGUGGCUCCCAUGCAAUGUGGAAUUCGGACCAAACGGAGAGUGUCAGAUCGCGUCCUACAUCAACAAUCUUCAUCCUGUAAGGCACAAAAAUCUUUACCAUAUAAUCGAGCAGAUUAUCACACGAACCAUUCCGCUUUGGAACGUCUCUCUGGCCCCGCGGGGGGACCUGCCACGCCGCAUCCCUUACCGCAGGGUUUCAUACCCAUCCGACGAAGAGCCCGAGCCUGAAUACGACAGUAGCGAUGAUUUUGACGAGCGUUACGAGGAAUGGCGAGAUAACCGUCGACCGAAGCAACCGGAGCCCUGCCCUUUUCAGGCCCCCCGGUCUAACAUGCACAAGCAAGUUGACCUUUGCGAACAGUAUCGUGACAAAGGGCUGCAAGUCAUUGUCAAGCUAGCAAAUAUUGAGCUCACCCCAGAGAAACCUGACUACGAGGGUGGAGCGUGGCAUAUUGAGGGACAGCUGAAUGAGAGGAUCUGUGCCACUGCCAUUUAUUAUUACGACUCUGAGAACAUUACUGAGAGUACGCUCUCCUUCCGCCACCGUGCCGACACAAAUUAUUUUCAAGAACUCCGUUAUGAACAGGACGACUUCCAGUUCCUGCGCAUCUUUGGCUUCGAACCAAGGGCGGGUCGCAAUGAUUAUGAGCAGAUCACCCAAGAUCUUGGUUGGGUGUCAUGUCGGAUGGGACGGUUGUUGACCUUCCCAAAUACCCUCCAACACCGCGUCUCACCAUUUUCGCUUGCCGAUCGGUCCAAGCCAGGCCAUCGAAAGAUCCUUGCGCUCUUUCUCAUUGAUCCCAGCCGGCGCAUCAUCUCAACCGCGAACGUCCCGCCACAGAGGGAGGACUGGUGUAACGAUUGGGCGGCAGCUACAAACGAUGUGCUGAAUAACCGCCUACCCAGAGAACUGCAAGCUAUGGUCCGCGAAAAUCUCGAAUUUCCACCGAUGACUAUGGACGAGGCGAAAGCAUACCGUGUGGAACUCAUGGCUGAAAGGUCCUCGAAGUCGGAGUCCGAAAAUGAGAUGUUCACACGGGGAGACUUCUCUUUAUGCGAGCACUGA
This is a messenger RNA of Aspergillus nidulans FGSC A4, 1773 nucleotides long. Its product is annotated as DUF4246 domain-containing protein. The transcript is spliced from 5 exons. The record is from RefSeq and is a predicted model, not a curated record. Bases 1 to 1773 code for a protein of 590 amino acids. NCBI's taxonomy places the organism in Eukaryota, Fungi, Ascomycota, Eurotiomycetes, Eurotiales, Aspergillaceae.